Molecule: messenger RNA, 3179 nt
Organism: Salvelinus fontinalis (brook trout)
Lineage: Eukaryota; Metazoa; Chordata; Actinopteri; Salmoniformes; Salmonidae
Product: E3 ubiquitin-protein ligase DTX3L-like
Exons: 10
Coding region: 177-2750 (857 amino acids)
Biological process (GO): protein ubiquitination; Notch signaling pathway
Source: RefSeq, a predicted model, not a curated record
CUCCCCCUCUUACGUAUUGGAGAGGAGUGCCUCUCGCCAGCUACUGUUGCAUUAAGAAUCGCCGUUUGACUUUCGUUUUUGCUGAUGUUGUUACUUAACAUAAAAAGCUGAGACAGACUGUUGCAGGCUGAAGUGAAAGGCCAGUGUUGAAUGGUGAAGCGAACAGCUAAAUCAACAUGUCAGAAGAUGAGCCCAUGGAGACUGGGGACAAAUCCUUGGAUUUCAGUGGACAACAGCAUGAUAGACAGUUGCAGUCUACAAGUGAUGGGUCAGCCCUUUUAGUCAACCAUCAUGUGGGACAUGUCAGUAUGACUCCUGCAGCUCCUGGAUCAGUCCAUUUUUCAAAUUGGCAGGAAACAUUGAAUCCCACUGUGCCCUACAGUCAGCCCCAUCAUGCUGGAACAAGUGAGCAUCCUCCCCCUAACCAAGGACAAGUGAUUCAAAAGCAACCACAACCGUAUGUGUCUGGUCAUCCCCAAAGGGUCAUCAGCAUGAAUGACAAGGAGCAGAGUGGGGGAGAGCAGCCCUCAGCACCUCCUGAUGAGGCCACAGUCUAUGUCCUUGUGGAGUUGACUGAAAAAAACUUUCCACAAAGAUGGCAUUCUACACUACAGAGAACUCUCCAGUCAUGGUUCAAUAAGGAAUUUGGUGAUAUUAAGAGAACAGAAGGCUGUGGUGGUAGUAAGGCAACCGAAUGCUCUGUGCAAAAUAUAUUGGACAACGGAUCCUGGGCAGAGGUCAAGAUUUGUCCCUCAUCAGACCUCAACGUUCUUCUGAAGCAGAGGCCAACACAGAUGACCUUCAAAGACAAGGGCAAGAUAAACGCUACUGUGACGUUUCACAGGGCAGCACCAACAUCAAAUCUCUGGACCCAAACACCUCAGAGUAAACUGAGCUCAACAGAUGUUCGUCCACCAUCACCCAUUCCACAGGAUGUCAAAAUUCCAAUUAUCUUAAGUGCUAGAGUUGAUCUCAAUGGCUUCUCACCUGAAGCACAGGUUGUCCUCCAGACCAGAUUCCAUCAGUACCUCUCUUCUCAUCACUCACUUACCAUGACUGGGAACUUUGAGGAAGUGGAGCAGUUCUACACAGAGGUGACCAGGGUCAUGAAGGAAACUGAAGCCAAGUCGACGUGGGGGAGCGGUGGUGCAGCAGUGGCACCAAUCAUUGCUCAAAAUGAAAUGAAGACCUAUGGAGACUGUGGACUGGAGGAAGUUAAAGUCCCUGUGAUCCAUUUUGCUUACCUAAACCAAGCCUACAGGAAAGAUAUGGAGAGAAUAGAGAAAAAUAACGGAGUUAAAAUCAAUGCAGAAGUGCUGGUGUCAAUCCAAGAGAACAUGCAGGAAAUGGUUCGAAACCCGACCAAAGCCUCUCAGGACUUCAUUGACAUCGUCCAGAAGUGUGUAGGUGAAUUUGAAAGCGUUUUCACCCCUCUGACACACGUGGAUCCAGGAGACCUUGUGAAUAUGCUGAAGAGCAUCCAAAACGAAGAGACCAGGCUGGUGAUAAAUGUGUCUGCCAAUGGGUGCAAUGUAUUAGGGCCAAAACAGAGCAUGGUGGCAGUCAAGAAGGCUUUUGGGGUGGGCCACAACUCUACAGUGAAGGAUUCUGAAUUUGCUGGAGGAUCUGGGAGGAGAUCUACAGAGAUUCCCCAGAAGAUUGUAAUGAACAUCAAGGACCCACUGGUGUCAGAUGGGCUGUCCAUGGACCUGGCUCACUGGAAUUUGAUGAAAACUGCCUUUGAUGAGAUAAUAAAAGCAAUCCAAAGUAAAUUUGGAGUAGUUUUCAUGGAUAAUUACUUUCAGGGCAUGGUCAGUGUGAAAACCAGACCUAUCAUGUCCCAACACGCGGCCUCUCUGGAAAGCAAUGCCAUCAGAGCUCUCAUGCACCUCUACCAGAAGGUUGCCACAUCAACAAUGAGCUGCUACCUGCUGGACACUACCCAGGCAAAGACCGUGGGGGACAUGCUGGAGAGAAUCCGCUCUCGACACCUCUGUGUUGGGGCAGGAGAAAACUAUGGUCCCUGGAGGCUGAUAGGCCUACCGCAGCAUUUGGGCCCUGCUGUCAAAGAGCUAGAAGAGAAGCUUGGUGGGCCUGUGUUUAAAGAGAAAGACAAGCAAAAAAUUGGAUACCUUGAAGACUACAGAUCCAGCGCUGGAGCAGCCGGUGAUAGAGGAGGAGCAACAGGAGGGGCUGAAAAGGAAAAAUGCACCAUAUGCAUGGAUGAAUUUACCGACAAGGAGAAGUUGUCCUGCAACCAUGAGUUUUGUAAAGAAUGUCUGAAGCGCUCAGUUGAAAACUUGGGUGCCAUCUGUCCACUAUGCAAGGAUGUAUUUGGGAUGGUGGAGGGACAACAGCCUGAUGGAACAAUGACAUGGAGACUUGACAAAGCCAACUUAGCUGGAUUCCAUGACUGUGGCAUGAUCGUUAUCAGCUAUGAUAUUCCACAUGGACAACAAACAAAGAAACAUCCCAACCCUGGAAAGCAUUUUUACGGGACUCAACGAACAGCUUAUCUACCUGACAACAAUGAGGGAAAGAAGGUGCUGAAGCUGUUGAAGAAGGCAUUUGAUCAGAAGCUGAUUUUCACAGUUGGGACCUCCAGAACAACUGGGGCAGACGACUGUGUGACCUGGAACGACAUUCACCACAAAACCAGACCUGAUGGAGGGGCACAAAAUUUCGGCUACCCUGACCCAGACUACCUGAGAAGAGUGAAGGAUGAGCUGAAGGCCAAAGGCAUCGAAUGAAGACAAUCCUGGAGAUAGAGUAAAGGACUAGUUCAGUUCGGGGACAUUUUUGGUCAAGAUAGUUUUUUUAAGCAAUACAUUUGUCUAAACAAACUUUUUGGGGAAUUUAGUUUUGAUUGGUAUACUGGUAGUUAAUUUUUUAAGAUGCUUGAAUCCAAGUUAACGUGUGAACUAUGACAAUGUCUUGAAUGCGUAGAACAUUUAAAAGCACUGACAGAAUAAUCUAACAAGAUAAUACACAAUAGUAACAUUGAGUUGAAAUCAAUAUAUUAUAAUAACCAGUUGGUGUUCUCUCAUAAGAUAAAUGGAUACACUUGCUGGAACUGAAAAGUUUGGCUUAGUGAAGGCCGAAUCACUUCUUGUAUAUGAUUAACUCAAUGCAUUUUGUUUGAUUGGUAAUGAGAAUAAAAAGUACAUUUAAAACAUUGA